Molecule: messenger RNA, 1123 nt
Organism: Xenopus laevis (African clawed frog)
Lineage: Eukaryota; Metazoa; Chordata; Amphibia; Anura; Pipidae
Gene: sub1.L
Product: SUB1 homolog, transcriptional regulator L homeolog
Exons: 5
Coding region: 151-537 (128 amino acids)
Biological process (GO): positive regulation of transcription initiation by RNA polymerase II; regulation of DNA-templated transcription
Cellular component (GO): nucleus
Molecular function (GO): double-stranded DNA binding; DNA binding; transcription coactivator activity
Source: RefSeq, a predicted model, not a curated record
UUACCAAUCACAAGAUGGCCGCCAGAAUCACAAGAUUCUCGAGAUACCAUAUAAUUUUUAUGACAAUUUCCCGCCGCUCUCCCGCUACUGGCGUUACGUCACUUCCGUUGAGGAGCGAUCACAGAACCGCACGUGGUGCUAGCAAACAGAAUGCCAAAAUCAAAGGAGAUCGUGUCUUCAAGCUCAUCUGGAAGUGAUUCUGAUAGUGAAGUUGACAAAAAGGUGAAGAGAAAAAAGCAACCACCUCCAGAAAAAGAAAAGCCAGUGAAGAAGCAGAAAACAGGGGAAAGUUCUAAGGGCGGAGCUUCUUCAAGGCAAAGCAGUGGCCCUGAGGAUAAUAUGUUCCAGAUCGGAAAAAUGAGAUUCGUUAGCGUUAGGGACUUCAAAGGAAAAGUCCUGAUUGACGUCAGAGAAUACUUCAUGGAUCAAGCAGGAGAAAUGAAGCCAGGAAGAAAAGGUAUUUCUUUAAAUCCUGAGCAGUGGAACCAACUGAAGGAGCAGAUGUCGGAUAUUGACGACGCAAUAAGAAAACUGUAGAAUUCUACCUACGCCUUGACGAAACCAUGUUUUCAUUUUAAGCACUCUUUUUACAUUUGCUGUUUUACUUUUUUUUUUUUAUACACGCUAUUGUACAUUUGGAUUGUAAAACAAUUUGUCGGCUAUUACACUUAAUCUCUUCACAAUUGCGUAGAAAUAUACACCACGGUGCAAUGUGAAACAUGUUUUUGUUUAAAAGUUACCCAUUACAAAUUAUCUUUAAUUGUUUGAAACAGAUGACACAUUUAAACACUCACUUUUUUUCCCCCUUGAUCCGUAAAGGGCAACUUAAAAGGACUGUGCAGACUCCACACAUUUUGUUUAUACUAAUGCGUAGGGCUACUGUACCACUUUCCACAGCCGGCAGCCUUAAGCAGCUUAAUUUACAGACUUCUUUUUUCCCCUACAGUGUUUUCAACAUUUCUCCUCCUUGAUGCCCCUACACUUAUGACACUGGAGAAACACAAGAGUUAAGUGCAAUGUAAAGCAAGGGUUAAAAUGCAACAUAGCCAUGUGCAUUAGUAUAGACAAAAUUAAGAGAAUUUUUGCUGGGCCUUAAGUUUCCCUUGAACACAAUGAUGAUGUU